AUGACGGACGGAUGGACGUACACGCUGACCGGGUUCGGCGAGUUCCUCGAGAUGCGUCGCGUCUCGUUCGCCGAGCCGAUGCCGGCCGCCCGCCUCUGCGGCGUCUGCGUCCAGCUGCCUUGCCGCACCGUGCAGCUGCCGUGCGGCCACGUCUUCUGCGAGUCGUGCAAGGCCCAGAUCGCGCCAGAAGACUGCUGCCCCUUCGACGGGGAGAAGUUCGCCGACUCCGACGUUCGCUCGAUGACCAACCAGCUAAGCUACCUCGAGGAACACCGCAUUGUGUGUGGGGCGGACUCCCGGGUGUGCGGCUUCUCCGGCAAAUUGUCCGAGCUCAGAGAUCACCUGCCUCGAUGCGGUGGCGGAGAGACCAAGUGCCGCAAGUGCCAGCGACCCGUGCUUCGCAGCCGCGCGGUGGGUCACUAUCGGAGUUGCGCCGGUGCUUCUAACACCGUGACCGGUGCGCUGGUUGCGGCGAAUGCCGAAGCUGCCGACAAGCAACUCGGAGAUGCUGCCAAGAUGGACGUCGAAACUCCGCGGCAGCUGAUGCUGAGCAAGGGCGUCGACCUGGAAGCCGUGUUCAGCUGCUUCACCAACGUUUUGGCAAAAAAGAUGGGCAGUCUCGAACAUCAGUUGCUUGAAGUGCAGAAAAUAGCCAGCAGUGGCCAACAGUCCUCGCUUGCUUCAGCGAAGCCGGCGACGGUAAUUCAGGGACCGUACCGCGCUGCUUCCAGGGCCGGCGUUCUGAUCACCACGUGCAAGUUCGGCAACGUUUACGCCAGACUAGACUCCCUCGACGAGAAAAAAAAGCAACUCAGGAAAUCAACCGAUACGUAUUCGCUAGGAGGUUACACCUUCAAGCUCGACUGCGAGUUUUCCAAAGACGAGAACGAGGUGAACGUGCGUUUUAUUCUUUUUUUGCGGAGCGGUGAAUGGGAUAGUUACGUGGAGUGGCCUUUCAAAAAGAAGGUGACCCUAGUAAUCAUGCACCCCAGGAAUGCGGCAAAGGACGUCCGUUUGCCGGUAACCAUGGACGAUCACAACAUGGUGAAGAAACCUCAAGCCGACGCUUGGAACUGGGGCCGUUGGACGGAUCCAAUGAAGUGGAAGGACUUAGAACUACAGGGGUAUGUCGAGAAGGAGGCCCUCUAUGUCAACGUCGAGUUUGCGGACACGUGUUAG
Messenger RNA from Dermacentor silvarum, 1179 nucleotides. RefSeq names its product RING finger protein 151. Lineage: Eukaryota; Metazoa; Arthropoda; Arachnida; Ixodida; Ixodidae. The coding region runs from base 1 to 1179 and encodes 392 amino acids. The transcript has a single exon. Gene Ontology annotation, molecular function: protein binding. The record is from RefSeq and is a predicted model, not a curated record.